UUCAGCCACUGUUUCAUCACAUCUUCUUUCUUACUUUUUCAAAGAAAUGGUGAUCACAAAUUUCUUCAACAACUGUACCUUCAUACUUUCAAUUCUUAUUUUGCUAUGUAGUUUUCUCUUGAACUGUGUCAUGGCUAGUGUUUAUGCUGUUGGUGAUCAAGAUGAAUGGAGUAGCCAAACAAAUUAUGCUACUUGGGCAGAGAGAUACAACUUUAGCCGUGGAGAUGUUCUUGUUUUCAAGUAUGUGAAGGGGCAACAUAAUGUGUAUGAAGUGAGAGAGGAAACUUUUAGAUCAUGUGAAACAAGUAGUGGAGUGUUGGCUAAGUAUGAAAGUGGAGAAGAUGAAGUGGUUCUGAAUAAGGUGAAGAAAUAUUGGUUCAUUUGCAAUAUAGCUGGACAUUGUCUUGGAGGAAUGAGGUUUGGGAUUGAAGUCAAAGAAGUUAGCAACAAUGGUACUGAUUUUAUGGAUGGUGCAUUAAAUCCACAAAUUCAACCAACUCCAUCACAAAAUUCUUGUAUCUCUCAAAGAUGGAGAGUGAUUGGGAAGUUCGUUCCUUUUGGAACUGGAUUAUUAUUGCUCAAUUUGUAUUUUUGAUUGGACAAAUUUAGAUACUUUUUCUUAGAUGAUUUUUUGUAUCAUUCAUUUAAAUUACCCAUCAUUUAUUUUAAGUCACAAUUUUUUUAAA
Molecule: messenger RNA, 686 nt
Organism: Medicago truncatula (barrel medic)
Lineage: Eukaryota; Viridiplantae; Streptophyta; Magnoliopsida; Fabales; Fabaceae
Product: basic blue protein
Exons: 2
Coding region: 47-595 (182 amino acids)
Cellular component (GO): plasma membrane
Molecular function (GO): electron transfer activity
Source: RefSeq, a predicted model, not a curated record